Bactrocera latifrons is the source of this 5172-nucleotide messenger RNA. Its product is annotated as ELAV-like protein 2. The coding region runs from base 558 to 2378 and encodes 606 amino acids. NCBI's taxonomy places the organism in Eukaryota, Metazoa, Arthropoda, Insecta, Diptera, Tephritidae. Gene Ontology annotation, cellular component: ribonucleoprotein complex. Gene Ontology annotation, molecular function: RNA binding. The transcript is spliced from 8 exons. The record is from RefSeq and is a predicted model, not a curated record.
CAUUAGGGACUUUAGUUUAUUUCCGUUCGGUUGAGUUGAAGGAAGGACCGUAUUCUUUUCUACUUUGAGUUGAUUUUUCCUUAAUUUCAUUUGCGUUUGUGUUCUACAUUUUCGUUUUGUACUUCGGUUCGGUUUUUAUAUAAAAAAUGCAAUAAAUAAAUAAUAAACAUUAAAGGAAAUUAUUAAUUAAAAAAUUCAUUUACUUAAUUUAUUUCCCGUUCUACUCGAUUUUGUGAAAACGCUUUUAUGAAAAUCAAUGGAAGAGUUAGUAAAAUAAUAAUUUUUCUAGUGCUGCGGUAUUGCAUCUAUAAAGGGUGUCAACAAACAAGUUAUUAACAUACAAAAGAAACAAACCAUCAGUAUUAUUGUUGAGGAACUAAAAGAAAGGUUUAUUCGGGACUUCGUAAUCAAAAACAUAAUUUUCUUAAUUUUAUAUUUAUAAUUUGAAAGCUUUUGAACACUAAACGUUAUUUGUUAAAUUAUAUAUUCUUCGUUCCUGUGCCAUUUGUGUUUUGGACGAAACGAAUAUCCCAUAUUUACAAUAUAUUUGUCACUAAAUGAUGACUACCAGCUCUAAUAGCAACAACAUGGUUGAAAGUCAACAACAGCAGCAAAACGGCAGUAGCAGUCUCGGUGCUGCUACCGGGAGCGGCGCAGUAACAGCAGCAACGGCUACCGCUAAUGCUGGUAGUAAUAACAAUAACAAUAAUAAUACAAGUGCUAACAACAACAACAAUAAUAUGGAUAACGACUCUAAAACAAAUUUGAUUGUGAAUUAUUUACCCCAGACGAUGUCUCAAGAGGAGAUUCGGUCGUUAUUUGUUAGUUUUGGGGAUGUGGAGAGUUGCAAACUGAUUAGAGAUAAAGUUACAGGUCAAAGUCUCGGGUACGGAUUUGUAAAUUAUAUAAAACAAGAAGAUGCUGAGAAGGCAAUAAGCUCACUCAAUGGCUUGCGUUUACAAAAUAAAACUAUUAAAGUUUCAGUAGCCCGUCCUAGUUCAGAAUCAAUUAAGGGUGCAAAUUUAUAUGUUUCUGGUCUUCCCAAAAAUAUGACUCAACCAGAACUCGAAGUACUAUUCAGUCCAUAUGGCAAGAUAAUUACCUCAAGAAUUUUAUGCGACAAUAUCACAGGUCUAUCGAAAGGUGUUGGCUUUAUUCGUUUCGAUCAACGUCAUGAAGCUGAUCGUGCUAUAAAAGAGUUAAAUGGAACUAUACCAAAAAACGCCACCGAUCCUAUUAUUGUUAAAUUUGCCAAUAACCCCAGUAAUAAUAAGUCCUUACAACCACUGGCUGCUUAUUUAACGCCACAGACUGCCAGAGCACGCGGUUUUCCCGCCGCCGCAGCGGCAGUUGGCGCAGCUGCUGCAGCGGCGGCUAUACAUCCUUCGGCAGCAAGCCGCUACAGCUCGGUGAUUUCACGUUAUUCACCUUUGGCUGGUGAUCUUUUGGCGAACACAAUGCUCCCGGGGAAUCCCAUCAACGGUUCCGGAUGGUGUAUUUUCGUCUACAAUUUGGCACCAGAAACUGAGGAGAAUGUAUUGUGGCAGCUAUUUGGCCCAUUCGGUGCCGUGCAAUCAGUUAAGGUUAUACGUGAUCUGCAAACCAAUAAGUGCAAAGGUUUCGGCUUUGUCACUAUGACUAAUUAUGAGGAAGCUGUUGUCGCCAUACAAUCCCUCAAUGGAUAUACAUUGGGCAACCGUGUACUUCAAGUCAGCUUUAAGACGAAUAAAACAAAGCAAACCAACAGCAACAUCAAUGCCAACAGCGGUCAGCACAAUAAUAGUAACAGGCUGCAACAUCAGGGCCAGCAACAUACUAAUCGUAAAACACAGCAACUCCCCACGGCGGCUACARCAACAAGAGCCACUGAUUUGCAAUCACUAUUGAAUUUGCCACCACCACAAACCCCACAUCAAGCAGCGGCAGCCGCGGUCGCAGCAGCAACAAUUGCAAAUGCAGCUGCAGCCGUAUCGAUUAGUUCAUUUGGUGCCAAUGGUUGUAAUCAGCGAACAGGUGCUGUAUCUAUGGCAGGGCGCAAUCCAAUACCUACACCACCUCAGACACAGGCUCUCAUAAAGACAGCAAGCAAAUUUAUCUACAACAAGCCACGCAAUCACUUUGAGUUAUUACAACAGCGUGUGCAAAUGCAACAAGAAUUUGCACAUCUUCUUACGAGUGUUGCUGCGAGUAGUGCAGCUGCAGCUGCAGUCCAACAACAUACACAGCAUCGCGGUCGGGGCGCAGCGGGAGCAGCAAACAACAACUUCGCCGGCACAUCCAUCAGUAACACUCGUGCCGCGCAAGCUGCAGCAGCAGCCGCAGCAGCUGCAAAAAAUUCACUUUCUUCCCUUUUACCUUAUUCGAAUUGGUUCUUUUAAGUUAUACUUAUGUUAUUUCUAUUGGAGUUUCUUUAUUAGUUUUAGGUACAAAAUGUUAAUUAUUAACAAAUUGAGUUCUUGAAUUUUAAUCACUUACGUUUCUUUGAUUAUAAGAUGCGUUCGUUAUUUAUUGCGGAUAUGCAAUAUUUAGAGAGGUAAUAUAAUUGCUUAAGAGCUUUCGGGAAUUAACGCUUAGCCAAUAAUUUUCAAGAUGAUAUAAUUAUUGAUAUUGAUAUCGUGCUGAAGUUACAAUUCUUAUUGUUGAAAGAAUCCAAAUUGCUUUUGUUUACUUUUCGUCACUAUUACYUACAGUUUAAACUUAGGUGAUUCGAGUACUGUUUUUAACUUUGACUACUGAAUAUUAAUAUACAUACAUAUAUAUUUACUGUUUCUUUUAUUUUAUAGUAUUUUGUAAGAAUUGUUAUAUUUGUUUAAUAUGGAAUUACUUAAACUGCUUUAAUCGAUCAUGAUGCAAAAUUUUAUAGAUACACCUUUGAAAUAAGUUAAGAUUUGGAGAAUAACGAGCGUUUCAAACUAAUUAUUUAUUCACAAUAGUAAUAAUUUUUAGCAAAGAUUUGUAAAUCAAAGUAGUUAUUAAUUUUUUCCUACAACAAAUAUUUCGAAGUUACUUCAGUUUCAUCCAAUUGGUUUAAAACAUUAUUUGCAUAGAUUGAUAUUAUUUUAUUAUUUAAAGUUUUCUUUAUUAACAUAAAAUGUAUUUCACUUGCAUCGUACAUCAUCUAACCUGCAUAUGAGCCGAAAAGAUUUAUAACAUUCUUAAAAUUAAAGUUUUUACAACAAACUAUGUAUGAAAUCGCCACAUCUUCUUUUGCUACAUUUUUUAACAAGUGAGUAUAUACCCAUAAUUCGAACGCAUUUUUAMAUUUUUUGAAAGCAUACAAGUAUAAAAUCCUAGUUUUACAACUUAUAAAUCAGACAGUUUGUUCAUAAUGCCAUACAAAAUUUACAAAAUGUUAAACGUAUUGCAAAAUAUGUAUAAUACGGAUAUAGUAAUUGUACAUAUUUGUUAGUGCUGAAAGUAUUUUUAGAAUUAUAUUGAAUAAGGUGUUUGAAAUCACAUAAUUCGAAUAUUUAUGUUUUUCUUCGGUCUUGUAUAAUGAACAUAAAGUAGCUCCCAGUUCUGACUAUUAACAAUUUGCAGUAUACUACAUUACAAUCUAUGAUAUUCAAAUAAAUUUUAUACAUGUACUUGAAAGUAAUUUUAUACAUUUAAAGAUGUAUUUGAAAUAAAAAAAAGUGCAUAACCAAAAUAGGCAAUUACUACAGCAUUAAUUUUCAAUGAGAAAAUUAGUCUAAACUACCUGCGUUAGUUAAUACAAAUUACCUAUUUGUUUUGCAUACGAGAGUUAUACCUACGUUUUUCCAGGAUUUUCAGUACUGUUUUUCCCUGUUUUUUUAAAUUAAAAAAAAAAAAAUUCUAAACCAAUUUUGUUAAAGUUGAGUCAAAUACAAAGUAAUGAGAAUAUAUAUAUUUAUGAAUAAAUAAUAGGAAGGAACUAUACUAUACAUAUAUUUUUUACAAUUAUAAAAAUACAUGCUUAUGGAUAUGUCAACCAAACCAUUCCUGUUUUUAUAAUCCUUGCAAAUCAUUUUGAAAAGUGAUAACAAUAGUUUUUUUGUUCCUGUAUGUAUUCAUUUCCAAAGUUAUUGAGUUUUAAUUUAUAACAUUUGGAAACGUAGUCAGAGAAAGAAUACCACAUGAAAUUCACAAAAUGAGGAAAUCUGUAUGAUUAAAAAAUAAAUUCUACAAAUUUCAAAGUACAGUUUCGGAAGGUAAUAAAGACGUUUUAUUUCAAGAUAUUAUUUCUCUAGAUAAAAAGUGUAAUUUGUAAUUUCUUUAAUUAAACUUGUGAAGAGUCGAUUUCAACAACAUCUAUUCUUCAUUUGAUAUAAAAACUAGAAAGUGAUACACACUACAAUGGACCUAAUUUAUGUAAGUACAUUUGUAUUUUGCAUAUACAAAAUAAUUGGUACUCACCUUAAUUUUUGUAUUAUUAAAUACCAUACCUUUUUAUACAUGCGCAAUUAAAAUCAGUUUUCUUCCCGCCCUAUGUUAAUUAUAUUUAAUAAUUAUGUUAUGUGCAUAUACACCUCACCUCACAUAGUUUACUUAUAUACGUACAUAUACAUACACACAUAUUAAAAAGUAUCACAAUUAUUUGGCUUUGUGAGAAUCCCGAUUGUGCAAAGCAUUAACAUUGUAAUUUGUUUUAACUGCAAUGUGACUUACUUCAAACGAUGUGUCCAAGAAACCUGGAAGAAGAUUUAAAUUAACUGCAAAUUGACAGCAGAAGUACAAUAACAAGUGAAUACGAAUAAGGGGUUGUUAUUAUAAUUUAUUUAUAUUUAUUAAUAAUCAUAUUUUCUUACUUUUUUAAUUAAAACAUAGUCUUCACUUUUUUGUAUACUUAGUUUCUUGUAAAAUUGGAUAGAAUCAUUAAAACGUACUUAAAAAUUUCGAAUACAACGAAUGAAAGUUUGUGAGUUUACAAGAAGCAAAGAUACACCGAAUUCAUCCGAAACUCAAAGCGAAUACAACCGGAGGAUGCUUUGUUUAACAAAUACUGUAUGGUUUAGGAGGUAUUUAAUAAAUAUAAAUUAAAUACUUAUUAAAAAUAGCUAAGUUUUAAAAGACGCUAAUAAAUAUAAAUACCACGAGAGUAAUAUACGAAUAUGUAAUAAAAGUUAGCAAUGAAAAUACAAGACAAAAAAGAGCACCAAGAUAAAAGAGAUGAUUUAAAAUUUAAUAUUAGAGAAAACKAAAAUCAGGAAG